Molecule: messenger RNA, 883 nt
Organism: Periconia digitata
Lineage: Eukaryota; Fungi; Ascomycota; Dothideomycetes; Pleosporales; Periconiaceae
Source: the annotation of a GenBank genome assembly
UUGCAUCAGCAUGCUUUAUUCAACACUCCUCGCGAUCCCUGCGUUCGCAGCUACCGCUUUCUCGGCGCAGCUCACGCAAGUUACAAACUACAACAACAAUGCAAAAGCGAAACCAGGCAUGUGGGUCUACGUCCCAGACAAAAUCCAAACCGACGCCCUCGUAGUAGCAAUCCACUCGUGCCAAUCGAGCGCGCAAAAAUACUUCGCCAACUCCAAGAUCCCAUGGCACCAAGGCUCCGAUCGCAAAGGCUACGUGACGGUCUGGCCAUCUUCAACAACCGAGUGCUGGGACGUCUCCAGUAAAGCGAGUCUAAGCCAUGAUGGUGGAGGCGAUAGCAACGCGAUCGCGAACAUGAUCAAGUACGCGAUCACGCAGUAUAAGAUCGACCCGAAGAAGGUGUAUGUUACUGGGGGAUCUAGCGGUGCAAUGAUGUCGAAUGUUCUCGCAGCAACGUACCCCGACCUCAUCUCCGCCAUCUCCCUCUACUCGGGCGUACCUGCGGGAUGUUUCGUCUCGGCGUCCGGAGCGGCAGCGGCGUGGAACAACACGUGCUCGGGCGGACAGUCGACGGCUUCGGCGCAGAAAUGGGGCGAUGUCGUCAGAGGCAUGUAUCCGAGCUACAAUGGCACGAGACCGCGGAUGCAGAUCUGGCAUGGCUCGGUCGAUGGGACGCUGUCGCCCAAGAACUACGACGAAACCAUCAAGCAGUGGACUAAUGUGUUUGGGGUGAGUGGCACGCCGACGAGCUCCAAGCCCGAUACCCCGGAGCGGAAUUAUAGGAUGGAUGAUUUUGGAGGGAAUGUGGAGGGGAUUUGGGCGGUUGGGGUUGGGCAUUCGGUGCCGUCACAUUUGGAUGCUUCUGAGGCCUGGUUUGGGUUGUAG